AUGUCUGCUUUUAUUUUAAUCUGUAUUGAAUUAAAAUUAAUAAAACUUGAAACACUUAUCCUUAAUAAGAUUUCAUCCAUAUAUUUUGAAAAUCUUCUCAAAUAUUUAUUCAUCUUACCUUAUCUAUCUUCUUUAAUAAUUAAUUGUGAAGAUGAAAUUCAAAAUAAAAAUAAACUUUAUAAACAAGUAUUUCGUUUACGUCCAUUAAAAUAUUGUAAACUAUCAUUAGAUGAUUCCAAUCAACCUGAACAAUUACCUAUUGCAAUGAAAGAAUCUAGUCCUAUUGAAUAUUUUAUUUUAAAUAGUACACAUGUUCUGAAUGAUCUCAAUAAUCUUUUAUCAUAUAUUCCUCAUCUUAAGCAUUUGUCGAUUGAUUCACCAUAG
This is a messenger RNA of Rotaria sordida, 384 nucleotides long. Lineage: Eukaryota; Metazoa; Rotifera; Eurotatoria; Philodinida; Philodinidae. The record is from the annotation of a GenBank genome assembly.